Messenger RNA from Silurus meridionalis, 3020 nucleotides. RefSeq names its product interleukin-1 receptor type 1-like. NCBI's taxonomy places the organism in Eukaryota, Metazoa, Chordata, Actinopteri, Siluriformes, Siluridae. The record is from RefSeq and is a predicted model, not a curated record. The transcript has 10 exons. Gene Ontology annotation, molecular function: interleukin-1 receptor activity. The coding region runs from base 210 to 1649 and encodes 479 amino acids.
UACGAACUGGUUUGUGAAUGUGUACAGCAAAAACUUACUUUGGUCAGAACUAUGGCUAAGUGAAAGUAAAAGAGCAGUAAAACUAAACCUCGGUUAGAUGUAGUCACACUGCUCAUUCUGACUCAGUUCUCAAUGGUUAUCACUGCCUAACACCUGCUGCAUUAUUAACGUUAUAUUAUUUUACAGCUACUUUUCUACUUCAUGAGAAAAUGUAUUGUGCCUUGAUGUUACUCACAACUGUGAUCUUUUCUGUAUCAGCUUUUAUAUGUGCAGAGCACCAGGUAAACACUACCACUGUUAAAGGCGAAGCUACUAUUCUCUUCUGUGAGUCAGACCUGAACAAUGAAACUUUAACGCUCACAUGGACUAAAGAUAAUCACACUUUGCAGCCGAGCCCACGCAUCAGAAUUCAAGGCCAAUUAUUGUGGCUUUUGAACACUACAUUGUCCGAUGGUGGUCUUUACGUAUGCCUCAGCACCAACUCAACCUUCAGCAUGGAAUCACGAACAUUACUUGAUGUCAAGGAUGGACUUUGUCCAUAUUUCGAAAACAUUAAGUUGAUACUGGAGGAAGACAACUUCACCAUUUCCUGUAAUGAUGAAGUAAUUCCAGUUCUGGGCCAGAUAAUGGAAGUGCAGUGGUGGAAGGACUGCAAGUCAACAGGCAAACAAGGUAUCGACUUCAAUCUUUAUAAUGUGUCCAUGAGCGAUGAAGGCAACUACACAUGUAAGGUCAUCUUUAGAUAUGAAGAUAUAAACUACACAGCAUCUUACCCAUUUCAGGUCACAGUAAUAAAGAAAGAACCCGUAAAGAAGCCUCGGGUAUUACAACCUCGUAACAAAACACUGCACGUCAAGCCAGGGGAGGAAUUAAAACUGGAGUGCACUGUGUUCAUUGGUAUUGGAGAGGAAACAAAGGAGGAAACCAAUAUAUACUGGAUGAUAAAUGACAAUUUUAUCGAAGCAUACCCAGAGCUCAAGGAGUCCUUAAUUAUAGAGACAAGAGAGAAUGUGUCGGUAUUUGGCCAUUCAACACUGUCCAUUUCCAAAGUUUUGCCUGAAUUCUUUGGAGUACCUUUUCAGUGCACCGUUUUAAAUCCCAGUGGAGGGGACAUGGGCUUGGUGUGGCUCAGCCAAGAUGAUAACACCAUCCAUUCAUGGCUGAUUAUUGUUUCGCUCCUGAUAUCAGUAACUGUUGUAGGUGCUGUCCUACUGAUAGUCUUUAAAAUAGAUCUAAUUCUAGCGUAUCGUCUUCAUUGUGGAAAAAACAAAACCCCUCAAGAGGAAAGACCAUACAAUGCGUAUGUGUUGUAUCUCCAAUGCAAAUGUCCUGGAUCGUCUUCAGCUGAGGACUUGGCUCUGAGGAUUUUACCUAAGAUGUUGGAGCAGCAGCAUCACCUCAAACUGUUCAUACAAGGCCGUGACACAGAGACAGAAGUGGGUGUCACCAACAUAAGUGAUGUUCUGAGCCAGAGCAAGGUGGUGGUGCUCAUCCUUCCAGGCAAUGAUGGAGAAGAGAAUUUGAUUCCAUUAAAUCAAGGUCAAAACAGGCUUGAAGAAUCACAACUCGCGGGCCUUUUUUCUGACAUCACCUCCUCCGGCGUUCCACUUCUUCUCGUGAAAGUGGGGAAAAUGCUGAUUAUUCUCUGAUGCCGGAGUCAAUCCAGUCCAUCAUUAAAAAGGACAGAGUGCUGAAGUGGAAGCCAACAGUGCAACCCAAUGGUCAUUUCUGGAAGAAGCUCAGAUAUCACAUGACCUGAGAGCAUGUCUCUGUAUAUCACCAUGCAAUAAUAAUAAUAAUAAUAUUAAUAAUAAUAAUAAUAAUAAUAACAACUAAGUACACAGCUUUACAGAAUUAUGCAGUUCUAAUAUACUUAAGCAUCGUCUAAACAAUACUUUUCACCAUGAUUUUUGCAGUGCACGUGUAAUUUUAUAUGUUGUAAUUAUACUGUUAUUAUACGAUACAGUCUUUCUGUAGUUCCACCUCCAAUAGCCAUAAGAAUCUAAACCAGAAAUAAAUUCAGUGUAGACCAAGAAUUUAGGAAAUGAAGACCUAGAAAUAUAAACCACUUUUACUUCCUUCUUUUACUCCCUUUACUUCUUUAUAACAAAACAGAUGUCAGAGCUCUUUUGUGUACCGUUAAACACAUUUAUUAUAGACAUAUCGUAUACAUAGACGUGUGCUCCUGUGCUCCAGGGCUGCUGUAUCAUCUCUGACCCCAGCUUCUGAGAUGAUACAGCAGCCCUGGAGCACAGAGGGUUAAGGGCCUUGCUCAAGGGCCCAAGAGUGGCAGCUUGGCGAUACCUUCCGAUCAGUAACCCAGCACCUCAACCUCUGAGCUACCACAUGGCUUACUGAAUGGUUUUAGAGAUUUAAAGUUCACGUGAAUUAAUAAAGGGUUUGGAACAGAUAUCAGUAAGAUUUGGUAAGAGUUCACUAUUAUAUAGGAUUACUCACUUUAGCCCUUUCCCCCAUUUUUUAGAUGAUUGGUAACUCUAGAAAAACAAGACAGAAUGCAACAACAACAUGUAAAACCUUGAGGUAGAACAGUAGAUUCAAGUUCACAAAUGAUGUUUUGGAAAGGAAUUUGAAAAAGUCCAGACUAUAUUUUGUUUCGGCUGCUUUUUUAAUGAUUCCAUGACCACUGUUGUCUCACAUUCUUGAUGGGCAGAUUUUCUAUAACCUAUAAUAUUAAUAAUAAUAAUUAACAUGGUAAUGCAUCAGGUAAUGGUGCUGCUUCUCAUCUCUACAGUUUCACCCUGAGCUCUGGUUACCGUCUGUGAGUUUCUCUGCAAGUUCACAUGGUUUCUCCAGGUUCUCCGGUUCCUGAAAACCUGCUGGUGGAUUGGCAAUGUUAAAUAGACUGCUGAAUGAGCAUGCAAAUGUGUGCAUGCCCUGCAAUGGACUAGCAUCCCAUUCUGUCUGUGUUCCCACCUCAUACCAAUUACAUCUGGGAUCAGCUUUGAAUUCUCAACCCCCUGAAUCAGAAUAACACAAUAAAUAAACCUUGAUGUUAUCUA